AUGAAUUCUUAUAGAAGUGCACUACGGAUAUCUUCUUCUUCAUCGAAUGAAGAGUCUACACCUACAAUUGACUUGAUUGAAUAUUCCAAUGAAGAUGCUGGAACAACAUUAUCGACAAAUCGAAUGUUUUUCAAUUCUGAAAGAAUUAAAAAUCUUUUGUUGAAUGAAAGACAAAAGUAUCGAGUCAUAGAAAAUAAAACACCAUCCAAAGCUGAAUGGUGGAGAUGCUUUGGCUUUCCAGCUAUACUGAACAAUUCAAAUACAUUCGAAAGAAUUCCCGGUUUUAUUAGUUGCUUUAACUGUAUGCAUACUCAAGCAUAUAGUAACACCAGUGGUACAAAACGUUUCAAGGAACAUGCGGAUAAAUGUUCGCCGAAAUCCAAUUUACCUGCAAUGUCUUCAAUUACGAUAAAUUCAUCUUCAGUCAAUAGCGAUGCAUCAUUAUCUAACCUUGAUUUGCCAUCUCUUAGACUGUCAUCACCUUCGUCAACAUUGAAUCAAACAGAAUAUUCGCACUCGAAGAAGAUUAAUGAAAAUGACAAUAAAGGAAUAAAAAGAUUAUGUGUGGAAUGGAUUUGUGGUUCUAUUAGACCUUUCGGUAUAAUAGAUGAUGAUGGAUUAAGAAAAUUAGUUCAAGAAUGUAUUCGUAUAGGUUGUAUUUAUGGAACAAUCGAUGUUAAUCAUAUUUUUCGUGGUGAACCAACGUUCUCUCGUAACAUUUUUUCCAUUGCCGAUGAUUUACGUAGAAGAGUGAAAGAAAUCAUAUCGUUCCCUUUACAACAACGUUCGUUGACCAUCUGUCCUAAUUACUGGACCGAUAAUUACAAGAAAACUUCCUAUUUGACAGCGACAAUAACAUUUAUUGAUAAUGAAUACACAUAUGAAUCAAUUGAUCUUUUCUGUCAACCAUUCGAAUUCAAGAAGAAAACACCUGAAUCAACACUCGCUGCAUUCUACAAAAAUUUGGAACCAUUUGGUAUUUUAUCUUUAUGCAAUGUGAAUAUAAUAUGUGACUGUGGAUCGAAUUUUAUCUGUGCUUUUAACAGCUUGAGUCCAGUAUUCUGCUUUGGUCACAGGCUGAACGACAUCCUUAAAGUUUCUUUUUUUCAAAGUAAAAAGAAAAGAUCUAAUGAUACAAAUUCCGUUUCAAAUGAAAUUGUCAUUGGUUCACGAAAUACAACACAAACUUUUCGUACUGCCACUUCAACUAAUGAAUCUUCAUCUGACGACGACGACGACGAUGAUGACUAUGAUAAUGAAUCAGAGGAUAAUUACUUUCUGGUUAAAACCGCUUUUCCAGUUGAUCAAAGAAAAACAAUGAAAGAAAAGUCAAUGAAUAAUAUUUCACUCAGUAGUCCAGUACAAUCGCCCACCACAAAAAUCACAGUUGACCAAACUCCAGCAUGCGCAAGGCGCGUUUUAUCUACUUUGAAGCAAUGCAGAAGAAUUAUGAAAUAUAUUAAAAAGGUUGGGAUCGAUUAUGAGAAAGGAGAGAUGGACGAUCGAACGAUAGUUAGAUGGCUGUCGAUGUCUGAUCUUUUGGAAAGUUUUUUGAAAAAGUUUCCAGCAACGAAACGAUUUCUAUUAGCCCAGAAAAACCAAGCCUUAAUGAAUGAUUUAGACGAAAGAACAAUCAAGCAAUUGAUACUGGUGUUGAAACCUUUUAAACAUAUAAUGACGGUAAUUCAGACUGAUAAACGACCAUCUCUCUACAUGGUUUUAUUAUGUUCAAUAACAUUGAAAGAAGCAUUGAGUUCGUAUAAAUCAUUACUCGAAUACAAAAGAAAUUAUUGCGACAAAGAGAACAACAGUCGUGAUAUCGACAUGACAGAUGAAGACGAAGAAUUCGAAUUGGAAGGUAUUACAUGGUUCAGAGAGCGAAUUUUGGGUUUAUUAAAUGAUCUACUGGUUCUCGACGUUCGUCAUUAUUGUGCCACUAUGUUGCAUCCUAAAUAUCGUUCACUGAGAGGAUGUUCAAACGAAGAACGAUUUCAAUGUCAACAAUAUAUUCGUCAGCAAUUACAAAUAUUUCGUAAUGCAUUACCAAAAACAGUUGUAGAAUAUCCAACUGCACAGACGACAAAACGAUUGAAAAUAGGCACUGAUUUAUUUAGUCGUUUUGUAGCAGAAAGCUCAUCUGAUGUGGAAACAUAUACAGAUGCCGCGAGUGGUUAUGAAAGUGAUGAAUGUUCAAUGCAAACUAAAAAGCUAGAUGAACUGGACAAAUAUCUUGCAAUGCAAAUCAAUAAAUCAGUGUUAACUGAAAAUCCUUUGGAUUUUUGGAAAUCUCAUUCCGAAACAUUUCCAUUAUUAUCAAAAGUAGCUAAACAGAUAUUCUCGAUCCCAGCCAUAUCGACUGGAGUUGAACGUCAGUUUUCUAGCGCGGAAUCGGUGAUAAAUCAACGCCGACUAAAUAUUAAUCCAGAACAAGUUGAGAAUAUACUUCUCAUACGAUCAUUAUUGAAACUGAACUAA
Molecule: messenger RNA, 2475 nt
Organism: Adineta ricciae
Lineage: Eukaryota; Metazoa; Rotifera; Eurotatoria; Adinetida; Adinetidae
Source: the annotation of a GenBank genome assembly